This is a messenger RNA of Perkinsus marinus ATCC 50983, 924 nucleotides long. RefSeq names its product voltage and ligand gated potassium channel, putative. Gene Ontology annotation, biological process: potassium ion transmembrane transport; regulation of membrane potential. Bases 1 to 924 code for a protein of 307 amino acids. Gene Ontology annotation, cellular component: membrane. Gene Ontology annotation, molecular function: voltage-gated potassium channel activity. The record is from RefSeq and is a predicted model, not a curated record. The transcript has 9 exons. Lineage: Eukaryota; Perkinsozoa; Perkinsida; Perkinsidae.
AUGGCAAGGCAAGUGAAGCAUCGAGAUACUCAACAACUGACUACAAUGGAGCAGACCUAUGAGGGCUUCUUCACAGACUUCGAUGAGGAUUGCGUCGACCAGUAUAAGGCCGAAGAGACAUCACAGAGUGAGCAAACUCUGCCGACCACGAGAAGGCCGACUAUCUGGGAUCGAGCCGUAGAUGGCAUCCUGCUAAGAUCUGAAUGCCUCGUAUGGCCCGAUAGCAGAUUCCGUAGAACUUGGGAUAUCAUUCUACUGCUGCUCAUACUCUACCAGGCUGUCACUGUGCCGCUACUACUCGCAUUCCCAUAUAUACAUCUCUCUAAGGGUUACGAACUAUUCGAGGAUGUGAUGACUAUGUUCUUCCUCCUAGAUGUACUGGCCAACUUCUGCACGGGAUAUCAGAAGCCGAAUGGAGUUAUCGAGAUGGACGCUAAGCAUGUCGCUUUACAUUACCUCAAAGGAUGGUUUCUGCUCGACUUGGUGGCAUCAUUUCCUUAUUCAUGGAUUAUCACGGCAGCAGCUGGCAGCGAUUCGGCGGCCUCUCGUGGACCGAAUCUCCUCCGUAUCAUCCGACUUGGUCGCAUCACGAGGGGUUUGAAGUUAGUGCGACUCCUUAAAAUCAAAAGCGUGAUGGAUGAGGUCUCGGCUUCAUUUGCUGGAGCUCUGGUUGAGUCGUUCGCCAUGACUAUCAUCGGUAUGGGCAAGCUCAGCAUCCUAUUGCUUAUCGCGCACUGGAACGCCUGCGCAUUUGGUAUGCUAGGCUGGGAGCUGUAUCGUUCUGGCGCUGAAAAUUGGAUAUACAGGCUUGAAGAGAUCAGAGGUGAAUACCCCACGGAGUUGGUGACUCUCUAUCAGAGAGCGUGCACGGAUGGUGAUCCUGCUGAGCUGAUGGCAACCCCGUACACCAAUUGGGAUGAGUAG